This is a messenger RNA of Penicillium brasilianum, 3251 nucleotides long. NCBI's taxonomy places the organism in Eukaryota, Fungi, Ascomycota, Eurotiomycetes, Eurotiales, Aspergillaceae. The record is from the annotation of a GenBank genome assembly.
CAAAGAACCCGCUUGGCGGCGAGUUUUGUUUCUGGCCGAAAAUCCUCAAAGUCAAGUACGCAACGCUCUAAUCCACGGCUGUCGCCUCAAGUCCACCCAGCAUGGCGCCCAGUUUCGACACCCUGACCGAGCAGGAUUUCCACGAGGAGGAGGAGGAGGAGAUUGACUUCUCCGAUCUCAAAGAGCAGUUCGAAGUCAAGUUGGAGGAGGGUCUGGACACUUUCGUCGUUAUCGAUGGCCUCCCCGUUGUGCCCGAAGACAGCCGCCAGAAACUCGUCAAGUUCUUGUUGAGAAAACUCAACACCGUUGGACACACCUCCGAAGAUGCAGUUUUCAUGCCGCUGAACGACAAGGGCAUGUCCGAAGGAUUCGCCUUUGUUGAAUUCGAGACCCCCGAACAAGCUCUCGCUGCCGUCAAGCAGCUGCACGGUGUUCCCCUCGACAAGAAGCACACCCUGGCCGUGAACAAGCUUAUGGAUAUCGAGCGAUAUGGUCGGGAGGGACGUAUUGAUGAGGAGUACCACGCUCCCGAGGUGGAGCCCUUCAAGGAGAAGGAGCACCUGCGCUCUUGGAUGGCCGAUGCCCAUGCUCGUGAUCAGUUUGCCCUCUACCGGAACGACAAGGUCGGCGUGUUCUGGAACAACAAGUCCAACCCCCCAGAGAACGUCGUUGAUCGCGCUCACUGGACACAACUCUUCGUCCAAUGGUCCCCCAAGGGUACCUUCCUUGCCUCCGUCCACCCUCAAGGUGUCCAACUCUGGGGCGGCGCCUCCUUCUCUAAGCAAAAACAGUUCCCCCACCCCUUCGUACAACUCGUUGAAUUUUCUCCCCUGGAGGGCUAUCUGACGACGUGGUCUUCUCGCCCCAUCCAGGUCGAGGAAGGCCAGCCCAUCUUGACCUUCGAGGAAGAUGGAAAGAACAUCAUUGUCUGGGAUAUCGAGUCCGGCAAGCCUCUGCGCUCAUUCGUCUCCCACGAUCUGGCUGCCGGUCCCGCCGCAGAGGGCGAGGUCCAGCCCAAGAAGAAGGUUCAGUGGCCCGCUUUCAAGUGGUCCGCUGAUGAGAAGUACGUUGCCCGUAUGCUCCAGGGCCAGUCUAUUUCUAUCUACGAGGUACCCAACAUGAACCUGCUUGGCCGCACGUCCGUGAAGGUCGAGGGUGUCAACGACUUCGAGUGGUCUCCUGCCACCGUCACCCGUGAGGGUGUCAAGCAAUACGAGCAGCUCCUCUGCUUCUGGACUCCCGAGAUUGGUAGCAACCCCGCCCGUGUCGCCAUGAUGAGCGUUCCUUCUAAGGAGAUUGUCCGCACCCGUAACCUGUUCAACGUGUCCGACGUCAAGCUGCACUGGCAAUCUCAGGGUGCCUACGUUUGCGUCAAGGUCGACCGUCACUCCAAGUCCAAGAAAUCCAUGGCCACCAACCUGGAGAUCUUCCGAGUCCGCGAGAAGGGCGUUCCCGUUGAGGUCGUCGACAGUCUCAAGGACACUGUCAUCAACUUCUCUUGGGAGCCCAACGGUUCUCGAUUCGUCCUGAUCACCACCGGCGAGGGCCCUACCGGCGCUGCCGCUCCUCCCAAGACGUGCGUCUCCUUCUUCGCCCCGGAGAAGAAGGGUCACACUGCCGGCAACUUCAAGCUCAUUCGGACCGUCGAUAAGAAGACCAGCAACGGCAUCUACUGGUCGCCCAAGGGCCGUUUCGUCGUUGUCGCUACCGUUCACUCCCAGUCCAACUUCGACCUGGACUUCUGGGAUAUGGACUUUGAGGGUGAGAAGAAUGAGGCUGAGAAGGAUCUUUCCGCCAACCUUCAGUUGAUGAAGACUGUUGAGCACUACGGUGUGACCGACAUUGAGUGGGACCCCACGGGUCGCUACGUGGUCAGCAGUGCUAGUGUGUGGACUCACUCGAUGGAAAACGGCUGGAACCUGCACACUUUCUCCGGAACUACCCUCUCCGAGAACCCUACCGAGAAGUUCAAGCAGUUCCUCUGGCGCCCCCGCCCCCCUACCUUGCUCAGCAAGGAGGAGCAGAAGCAGGUGCGCAAGAACUUGCGCGAGUACUCGAAGGAGUUCGACGAGGAGGACCGAUACGCCGUGGACAUUGCCAAUACCGCUGUUGUCGAGCAGCGCAAGCGCGUUCUCAGCGAGUGGCUCGCGUGGCUGCGCCGGGAGAAGGAGAUCCAGGCCGAGGAGCGGGAGGUCUUCGGCCUGCCCGAGGAUGCCGACUCUCCCAAGCAGGCCAAGGAUGCCCGCGUUGGCAACCAGCAGGAGGGCGACACCGUGGUGGAGGAGAUUGUGGAGGAGAUCGUCGAGGAGACCGAGGAGGUCAUUGGUUGACGAACCCAUUUUCUUUUCCCCCCUUUUCUCUCUCGCAUAUAAUGUGUUUCCUUCUUCUUUUUCUUGGUUCUCGCCGGCGUCCUCUGCCUUUCGGGCCCGGCUUUCUACGUGCCCCAGUUUUAUGAUCCGGCCCUAUUUCUGUGCUGAUGAUCGGGGACUCUCAAAAAUCGAUAGAUGAGCUGUGUGUGUCCGACGAAGCUCUUGAUGUGCAAUGUGGAUAAGCAUGAGAAAUGCCUACGAACGCAAUGGCUGUUGUUUCAUAAUUUCUGUACUUCUCGUAGGCUUUUGUCUCCUUGCCCUAAGUAUACAGGCUCAUCCCAAUCGCCACAGUCCCCAGAGCCAGCAACGUUGUCCACACCGCGGGACUGAUUUUGUUCUUCAUCGCCGCCCCGCCCGUCGGUUGACCUUUCGAUGUAGCAGAAGUAGUUGUCGCGGACGACGAUUUGUCGCUUGGCUUCACAUUCUUCUUGAAGUAUUCAUUGUGAUCGCCAACAACAUUGCCCGUUGGCGUGUAUUCACAUACAACGUACCAACCCUGCGCUCUCGUACUUCCAUCGAGCUCUCGAGAAAGAAGUCGACCCGUACUGCUAUCACCGGCGUCUCUUCGUUCUUUUUCGUUGUCUUCGGUAUAUCCACAAUCGAUCGCAGCGCAUCCCACUUCCGUUGUGGACUUCCACACCAGUUGUGUAAAAUGGCCUGUCUUCUCAGUGAAUCCGGUCGGCUUGUCGAAGUUAUAGAAUUUUCUCUCAUCGCCCCAAGCCUCGACUGCUGACGAGGCAUUGGGAUACCCAAAUGCUAGAUUUUCCCCAUAAGGACCGUCCUGAAUGAGCAAUUAGUCAGAACUAGACUCCAUGGCAAUCAACAGAAUCUAUACGAAUGGGAGAUCUUACCGAAUGUUCCCAGAUACAAUGCCGAGCCCAU